CUUGUUCAAACAUUUUUGACGAACCAUGGCCAAUAUUAUUGCAGUCCAACUUUUAUCCUUCUUAACUACUUUGUCAGUCUUCUUCCCAUCAACCACAACAACAACAACCAUUGCCAAACCUGACGGCUUGACCGUCAAGCUCACUCACCGUGAUUCCCCAGACUCACCUUUCUAUCAACCAAACCUCACUACUUCACAAAGAACUCAAAAACUCAUUCUCCAAUCCAAAGCUCGUGCACUUCAUCGUCAACAACAUUUCAAUUCUAAUGCGGUCCGUCCAAAAGUUGAUUAUCAAGGACACUCUGUUUACAUGGCCCAAGUGAGCAUUGGAACUUUCACAUCACGUCCCAACUCAUCCAUCUCCUACUUUCUCAGCAUGGAUUCUGGCAGUGACUUAAUGUGGACACAAUGUGACACCUGUAGGUCUCCUGGACACCAUUGUUUUCCACAGAGACAACCUCUUUUCCCUUCUCUGCGAUCCUCUUCUUAUCGAAAACUUGUUUGUAAUAGACACCCUCUGUGCUAUCCAAGAAGUUGCAUUGGAGACUUUUGCUCCUACAGUAAAAGAUAUGCAGAUGAAUCCACCUCUGUUGGCUUUCUUGCAUCAGAAACCUUCACUUUCGACUCCGAUUCAGCCCGUAAAGAAGUUGUUCCCAAUAUAGUUUUUGGUUGCGGUUUUGAUCAAACACUUAGAGGUGAUUAUGGUCAGGAAGGCAAUUUUGCAGGCAUUUUGGGCUUAGGAUGGGGACCUCAUUUCCUUGUCAAACAAUUAGGCUCCCGAGCCGGAGGCCGGUUCUCAUACUGUCUACAGACAACGACUAAUCCUGAUGGACAAAACACACUCCGGUUUGGUUCAGAUAUUCCAUAUAGACCUGGCUUAAAAAGCACUGACUUGCAGCAAUAUAGUGGGGUAUUAGCAUUGGGUGAUGGUUAUUAUGUAAGUUUGCUAGACAUUAGUAUUGCUGGUUCAAGGCUACGAAUCCCACCUGAAUAUUUUGCUAAAAGACCUCCUCGUGGAGGGACACUAAUCGAUUCGGGAUGUGCUUUUUCAGCCAUUGUUACACCUGCUUAUGAAAUUCUGGAACGAGAACUGGUUAAUUACUUCUCAAGGUUAGGUGGGUUUUCAAGGAUUCGUCCGCAAAAGUUCUUCGAUCUUUACUACAAAAGGUCAAGAAGACAAGGUUACAGCAAUCUUCCAAACCUCACAUUCCAUUUGGGAGGUGCUGAUCUUGUGGUGCAGCCUCAGGGUGCUUUUUAUAUGAUAGAAGGAAAAGAUUAUUUUUGCUUGGCAAUGAUACCAUUUGAUGGUGCGACCUUGAUAGGUUCAUACCAGCAGACAAAUCAACGUUUCAUCUAUGACUUGAAUGCCAAGAAACUGUUCUUUGGACAGGAGGAUUGUAGCCGAAAUGCAUGAAAAUUUGUUGAAACUGUGUCUUUGUUUUAUUGUUUUGACAGGUAAUCACAUAAUGAAAAUUUCAUAUGGAAUUAGUUAGCAUAAAUCAGAUCUAUUUGUAUCUCUCAAAAUAAGUAUUAAAUUAAUGUGUAUCUGUUCUAAAUUUGCAAGCUGUUAAAAUUUUUUAAUAUCUUGAAUCUUGUUUUCGUGAAAAUUUGGGUCCUGA
Molecule: messenger RNA, 1619 nt
Organism: Ziziphus jujuba (common jujube)
Lineage: Eukaryota; Viridiplantae; Streptophyta; Magnoliopsida; Rosales; Rhamnaceae
Product: aspartic proteinase CDR1-like
Exons: 1
Coding region: 26-1414 (462 amino acids)
Source: RefSeq, a predicted model, not a curated record